AUGAAAAAGAAACAAGUCUCUGCCAAUAACCAAUUUCAAUUAGCAACUAUUGAACCAAAUGGACAGGUUCAGAAUUUAUCCGCAACACAAGAUUUGCCAAUGAAAAAAAUCUUUAAUGCUGUGGAUCUAGCAACAAGUUCUGAUCCAACAUUAUUAUUGCCGGAUUAUUUAACAAUAUUGGACAGCAAGCUUAAAGAAAUGUUAUUAACAUCAACGUCAAAUAAUAUUAAUACCGAUACACUUAAUGAAUUAUUGAAUCAGAAAGAAAUAUUAGUAUUUAUUCGUCAACUUACACAACUCGUCAAUAAGUUAAACUAUUCUCAAUUACAAAAUGAACAAUGGUCUUACUAUUAUAAUUUAGGCAUGACAGAAGGUAUCUGGAACGGACGAGUAUCGAAAAAAAUGGCCGAUGCUAACGCAAUGUGUUACACAUAUGGUCGAUCGAAAAUCUUAAUAAAACAACGUCUUGAUAAAUAUAAACUACAAUGUGAACAAGUCCAACAUGCUAUUAAUGAACAUAUGAAACAAGCACCGAUCAUUAUUGAUAUGACAAAUCUUAUGAAUAUGAUAAAUAGUUUAAUACAUAAAGAUCAACAUCAACUUCGUCUUGAACUUGACAGACGAAAAACAAUGCUUCGACUCGAUGCUGAAGAACAUAAACUCGUUGACCAUUUUUACACAUUAAAGCCAAGACAAACAGAGGUAAGCAUGCAAAAUGCUCAAAGAUAUUUGCAAUCCACAUGAAUUUUUAGAUAAAUUCAGCAAAAAUUAUAUGGAAAGCUAUACAUGAUCAACAAACAAUCCUACAUGAAAUUGCGAUAUUUAAAAAGUGGGUUCCACUACACACGCCCGUAUCAUCAUGUACAUUCCAGGAUAUACAAUUGCCAAAUAUAAACCGUAUAUUCACCUCAUUAGCUUUUCACUACCAAACAUUGUCAACCGAACAGAUGGCUCAGCAAACAAUAGUCAGAGCCGAAGACAUCGCACAACACUAUACAAACAUAGCAACAGCAGAGAAAAAUAAACUGCUAUCAACAAGAACUAAUCACAAAAAUGUUCAGCUACUCGACCAAAUCAUUACCACUAUUAUCAUACGUGAAAAUAACAUGCGACAACGUGGUGUAUGUGAACUACAACGAAAACUUACAAUGAUAUUCAAUGAAAAUACAGUCGAGCCAACCGACGACAAACUCAAUAUUCAAAUCAACUAGAACUACACAGAAACUAUAUUGUAUACAUUCAUAAAAACACGUACCCUAUACCAUAUGAAAUACAACUAAAAAAAACUGCAAAAAUAAGAAAAAAACACAUUCUGGAUCCAUAUAAAAAAUUUCUUAUUUCAUUUCAGAUAAUUCUACAACCAAGUGUUCCUCAAAUAUAAAUCCAACCUAUUCGUCCAUUAACAACAGCCGAUCGAACAUCCCGACUUUAGCCAGACGACAUAGAACACAUGUAAUAUCGAAAUAAUCUAAGGUUAUCGCGGUAACUAUAUCACACCCUCAUCGACUUGAGACAAAUUUGAGAGAAUCCGAUGGGCCAUUUUUGACCUGGGUUAUUGACCUGACACUCACCCUUCUUUAAUUGUGGCGGGAACAUUAGUGCGAAGACUCGUUUGCGAUGGAAGCUGAAAAAUGUUUGUAGAAAACGAUAUAAAGGGUCACUUUAGUAACAGAACUCUCAUUGCCGAUUAUGGAACAGUUUUUUCAAAAGACAACUUUUGAAAUCUAAUUUUAUUUAUUUUUGGAAUAUAAUAGCAGAGCGAUCUUUCAUGUGAUUUCAACGGGAAGUGAUGGACACCUUUACUGAGGUAAUUGUACCAGUGCAAAAUAGGUAAAAUUCGAUUAUAUAAUUCGUAAAGCCUUCGACUUCUACCACUUGCGUGAGAUAGUCACGAGAAUCAAGACUAAAGUCAGCUGAUGCAUAAGAAAAAGCUCCAGUAUGAACAAAUUGAUUCUCAACGCCUCCACCAAACCAUGGGUGUAUUGCAUGGCAAUAUUGCCAAUUGGGAGCUAAGUUGCCAGUUUCAAAGCCACCAUUAGAAAUAAUUUCUUUAGCAUCAUCAUUUUGAGCCUUCAUAGAUACAUCGUCAAGGUACCAUUUGCCUUGCUGUGUUAUAAAUUCAAAAGUGAGCAUUGCAGAAGUUGCACCCAUUGGUGUUGCAUAUUGUAUGUAAAAGUGUUUGUAACUGGUAAGCUGCAUUGUCGCGUCUAAAAAUAAGAGCUCGCUCAUUUGAAACGGUGGCGGUAGUUCAGAAGGACAUGAGGGAGUUGGAGGAGGAGUUGACGGCCUGGAUAUUAUCGUCGGUCCAUCAGGAAUUGUCAUGGUUUGCAGAGACGUGGUUUUUGUUGAUAAUUGGACAGCUAGAAGUAUGAGAAUUGGCUGAUGAUAUGCAAAACGUUUUAAUCUACUUUCAGUUUAAGAUUAGUCAUGAUCUUGAAAAGAUAACUCAUUGUCGAGAAUAGCAAUGCGCUUUUAAUUAGAAGACAGAUAAUUUAGAGUUUUUCACUAUUCCAAUGCAAAGUGUAAUCGAAGGUGAAAACUAAUACAUGAUAAAUAGGUAGAAACAUGGAAGUUUGUCAAAUAUAGAUUUUGAAAGUUUUUUGUUUUUCUGCAGAUAACUCCAAGGAAAGUUUUCAUUUUGUUGAGUUGUUCCAAUGAUUCCGAUAGCAUCUGGCUCAAUAGACUGUAACCUUUUACAAUUAUGUACUCUUCUCGACGGUAAUGGAUUAAUGAAGCUACUCUGCUACGAAAUGUCUUGUUCAGAAUUAUUUAGACUGUGAACACAAUCUAUCGGCACUUAUUCAGGCAGUGAAGUUCUGUAGCCGACCAAAAAAAGACUAGGAAAAGCAUCGCAAAUCAUUUAUCAUAUUCACGGCUGUUUUGGUAUUCAUUUCAACGAAUGUAGUACAAAAAGAACAGUCUCGAUCGAGUACUUUUACUAUAAAACACGUUCAACUUCGCUUUUUUUUCACACUAAAAUUCAUCUUUCUAAAUACCCUUAUUUCAACUGUUAGUCAUAAAAAUAAUCCUUUUCAGCGUAAAACCAUGCGGAAACAUUAUAGUAUCUGACAGCAACAAUUAUCUAUUUCGGACGACUCCAAGGGGAAAAAAGCGGAUCCUGGUCGAUCCUGGGAUCCACCAGGAUCCAUUAGGAUCCGCUAGGAUCCAUACGAUCCACC
Messenger RNA from Rotaria sp. Silwood2, 3179 nucleotides. Lineage: Eukaryota; Metazoa; Rotifera; Eurotatoria; Philodinida; Philodinidae. The record is from the annotation of a GenBank genome assembly.